AUGGAUGUGUACUCCCCAUCACACCCAACUGAUCAAGAUGCUGAUGGAGACAUUCCUUCAGGCAGUUUCAUUGAUGCUGACGUCGUCGAAGGACAUGGCCAAGAGGAGUCCCCGAUAAGCAUUUCCGAAAAAUCGAAGUUAACCUCCAGGGUAUCUAAGUUCUCCAAUGAAGAUCCUAGCCUCGCACCAAAGUCUCCUUGUUUAUCACCGUCACUGUCGGAUUCAUCGGUUUUGCCCGCUGAAGUUCUCCACGUGGUUCUAUCUCCCGGUCUAGCGUCUUCCGAUAAGAGUUUAGAGUCAUCAGUAGCUGGGGCGGCUUCGCAUCACGGCACUUACGACAAAUUAGCUGAGGACAAACUCAACGACACCUGCAAUCCUUCGCAAAGCUCCGCCAAAAUUUCUAGCACUGAGGAUGUAGGUGAACGAAAAGAAGCUAGUUUACGAACAGAAUGCAAAAAAAUUGAAAAAGAUCGUUCUUACAGAGACAGGUCGCCUGUUUCUCACAAGGUUUCCAGCCGACAUGCCGCAUCCAGGUCGUCUAGACCCCGCAGUCGAUCUCCAAGACGCAGACGCAGUAGUAAAAGUCUUGAAAAAAGAGCUCGUAGACGUUCCUCCUCCCAUUCACGGUCUCGAUAUAGUCAUAGCAGGCGUCGAUCAAGGUCUAGAUCAAGGGACAGGCGUCGUAGGCGCUCUCGUUCAGCAUCCCGGGACCGGCGGGAUCGUCGUGGUCGUGACUCCUGUAAGGAGUAUCGUACUCGAUCUCGAAGUCGUAGUCGUCAAAACAAAUGCCCCGAAACUGAUUCUUAUAGGUCCCGGAAAGACAAGCCCGGCCCCGAUACUGCACCCGUCCCCGUUAGUCUGCCUCUCCCAAAUAUUCCCCAGCCGCCACCUCUUCCCGAGUCUGUCGAUGAACAAUAUGACAUGGACGAAACAAGUACUCCUGAUAUUUCAGAAGGUCAGCAACCUUCCAGACCUUUUGUGCAGGGUUUGAAUGAAGGUGUCGCAUUUGUGUUUCGGAAUCGUCCUCCUCCUCCGCCUCCUCUGUCGAGUGCCUCAAAUUUAAACUGGCAGCAGCAAUGCCACAGUCAAUCACCCCUUGGUCACGCAAGCCAUUCAGGCCAUGCACAAUUGGCUCCUGUUCCCUUGGUCCAGGAGGCCUUUCACCAACAAUCGCAGUCAGGAAGCUAUGUUAAUAAUUUUCAGUCUCACAGGAUCAACACGCCUGGAAUCCGGGAGCUGCCGCCCAACCUUAUGCAGCAACGACCAUCCUUUAACCCGACGCACUUAAAUCGCUUUCCUGGGCCCCCUCCACAACUAAUUGCAUUAAAUGGAAUGAUUAAUCCUCUUUUACCGUUUGGUGGACUCCUUGGACAACCACCGCCUCCACCUCCUCCACCUCCAUCUCUAUCAAAUCUUUCUUAUACCGCGCCGCCUCCUCCACCAUUCAUUCAACAGAUCCAUCCGGCCUCUGGCCUGCCAUUUCAGCAGCAGUCGCAUGGCAAAGACCCUCCAAGACAUCCUCUUCCUUCUCCUCCUCCACCCCCACCUCCCACUUCAUCUAAUUUGCUUGAAACGAUAAUGAGCAAAGCGGGAUUGCCAACGGAUGGCAUUGUUGGCCUGGGUGGUGCCACUACCAGAGACACAACAACUGCAACAACGAUUCCUCUCCCAGCUGAAGACAAGUCACCAAUGAAACAUCUCAACAAACUUCUUAACACCGCGGCAAAUACAUUGCUAACCCAUCUGAACCUAUCUGGUGGCCAUACUAGUAGUCCCCCUCCACCACCACCACCGCUACCAUUACCACCAAUGGCUACGAACAAAACGGAUCCUUUAAUGUCGCCCAGUAAGCCGUGUGUCCCUCCUCUGCCCAAUAUUGUCGGAGGCAAGCAUUGUAAUGAGGUUCCAAAUGGUAAUGGAAAUCUGCCAUUGGAGCCGAAGAGGCACAAACCUCGCCUCGAGUAUAAUGUUCAAGAGAUGCUGGCUAAGCGCAAGCGGUCCGAGUUCAGCAGCACUCGCGAAUGGCAAGAACGUAUAGCUCUUGAAGUUCGAAGUUUUAUAAAGCCUUUUUAUGCUGCAGGAAAGGUGUCGAGAGAAGACUGUCGUACGAUUCUUAGAAAGUCUGUAAAUAAGAUCUCAAGAAGCCGAUGUACUUCGAUAAACACUAAGAAGAUUGGUGAAUUCGUGAAGCUUUACUUGCGCAGAUACUAUAAGUACCGCAAGUGGCAGGCGCGUCAACAACAAUUGCAGUCCUCCGGACCUGAAUCUAAGGGACCGACUGUACAGUGA
Molecule: messenger RNA, 2289 nt
Organism: Mesocestoides corti
Lineage: Eukaryota; Metazoa; Platyhelminthes; Cestoda; Cyclophyllidea; Mesocestoididae
Source: the annotation of a GenBank genome assembly